Molecule: messenger RNA, 1098 nt
Organism: Rotaria sp. Silwood1
Lineage: Eukaryota; Metazoa; Rotifera; Eurotatoria; Philodinida; Philodinidae
Source: the annotation of a GenBank genome assembly
AUGUAUUCGACGGAACAAUGGAUAUCGUCAUUCGUGCAUAUCUAUGAUAUCAAAUCCGAUGGUUUCACAGAUGAUACACAACCAGUUCUUAUUUAUCCUAAUAGUGAACAAAUCCUGUUUUCAGAAAUGAAUAUCGUAUUACUUCGACUCGUUUGUUCAAAGUCCGGCAAUUUGGCUGUUUUUGAUAAUUUGGGAAAUGCAGCUACUUUGCUUUCGGCACCCGCAGGUAUGUAUCCGUACACACGAGUACCAUUCUUGACGUCAUCAUCUGUUCCUUGCAUUCCUGGUACUCAUCGAAAUUAUUCUGGGCUCGAAUUGUGUAUACCAUGUCCCAAUGGUACUUUCUCAAGCGAUUGUGUACAAUGUGCAAGAAAUAAUUCAUUCUGUCCAUAUGGAAGUAUUCAAGACCUAUCUUAUUCAACGUUUGAAUCGAUCGAUCAAGAUCAAGAUUAUCCUGAAGCGCCCGAAACUACCGUAUUUGAUGAUUUACUCAUGAAGAACAUGUUCACUUUGAAUACACAAUCCGCUCAUUGUAUACGCGUAUCACCAAUGACAUGGGUUCUUCUAGUUCUCACAUUGGGAAUCAUAGUAGCUAUUGUGUUUUGGAUCGGUGGCCUAGUCUCCAUUGGUAUCAUUGUUAUAGUUGUUUCGGCCUAUGCAUUUUCUAAUACUUUUUUACAUCAAUAUCCAAUAGAGAGUAUCAUUGGUGAACAAUCAUUUGCAUGCGAUGUCACCUUGCGCAACGCAAAAUUCAGCACAACAAUGCAAAAGAUGCCAGGCUCUAGCCGUUCAAUCAGACAAAAUCAAGCUAUGUUUGACUUACUCAACUUGCAAGCGUUUGAUCUCAAGAUUGAUCUUAUUCAAACAGCAUUCACCUGUCAAGACUCGCUUGUUGUUUACCGUCUCGUCGACUACAUACUUCUUUCAAUACCAAUUUCACGAUGUGAAACAAGCUAUAAUGGAAGUAUUCUAUCGUUGACAAUUCCACUUACAUCUCAUGAUAUUAGCAUUCAACUCACAUUGCCAGGAUUACGAACAGUCGGGGGUAUUCGUGUCGGACUAUUUGGACCAUUGGCAGCCAGUAAAAACGGCAGGUAA